AGCGCAACGUUUUCAGAAACCUCCUUUUCAGUUUACUGUGGUAUGGCAUUGGGCAGAAUGGAGACCAAACCAGUAAUAACCUUUCUCAAAACCCUCCUCAUCGUUUACUCCUUCGUAUUUUGGAUCACAGGAGCGAUCCUCUUGGCAGUGGGAGUAUGGGGGAAGUUUAUGCUGGGCCCAUAUAUCUCUCUGAUAGCUGAGAACACCACCAAUGCUCCAUAUGUCCUCAUCGGCACUGGGACUGUCAUCAUCGUCUUCGGCCUGUUCGGAUGCUUCGCCACCUGCAGGGGAAGCCCAUGGAUGCUCAAACUAUAUGCAAUGUUCUUGUCCCUGGUGUUCCUAGCUGAGUUGGUGGCUGGGAUCUCUGGCUUUGUUUUUCGUCAUGAGAUAAAGGGCACCUUCCUGAGGACGUAUACUGACGCGGUGUUGAACUAUGAUGCUGAGGAUGAGAAGAGCCUGGUUGUGGACAACGUCCAAAGCAGCCUGCAUUGCUGUGGGGUGUACAACUACACCAGCUGGUUGGGCAGUGUGUACUACCCUGCCAACGGCUUUCCCCUGAGCUGCUGCUCCAACUCCUCUGACUGCAGCCCACAGGACCUCCGCAACACCACUAUAAACCACACCAAGAUCAACCAGCAGGGCUGUUACGAACUGGUCACCUCCUUCCUCGAGACCAACAUGGCCAUCAUUGCAGGAGUGACAUUUGGCAUAGCCUUCUCACAGUUGAUUGGCAUGUUGCUGGCAUGCUGUCUGUCCAGGAUCAUUACAGCUAAUCAGUAUGAGAUGGUGUAGCUGGGAGAGCAGGGAGAUGAAGAUGAGAGGGCGAACAGCAUCUUGGUAGACUGGGACAGAAGAUCCCCACAACACUAGCACACUGCAUCACUAAAUAUCUCUCUCUCUCUCUCUCUCUCUCUCUCUCUCUCUCUCUCUCUCUCUCUCUCUCUCCUCUCUCUCGUUAUUGUAACUUAUUGUAAAGAAGCACCAUUCCUUAAUGCUACUGUGCCAUGAAAGCUUUCUCUCAGUACUUUAAACUCCUCUAAUGAGUGACUCUGCUGGUAAAAGUUGCAAGUAAGCACUGAUCUAGGAUCAGCUUACCCUCCCCAUCACAAGAUUGACCUUGGACCAGCAUCUAGGGGCAACAUCCUCCUACUCCAUAUGAGCUUAGCAGUCUCUGACACUGUGGAGAAGUUGCCCUGAGGCACAGAUCUAGGAUCAGCUCACCCCACCCUUGAUGCUAACUUUAACCAUUAGGGUAAUGAAUGAAUAUCUGAUCCUGCAUUAGUGCUAAGGGACAACUUCAUCCUGCUCCUUAGCGGUCUUUGACCCCCGUGUCUCCCUGUCCUUUCACAGCCCCCCCUUGUGGUCUGGCAUGCUCCAUAUAGGCCCUAGCAUCUCUAAAGCAAUGCACAUAUUUGUAUAGACAUUACAUUAUUAACCCACAUAAAAAUAUAUACAAUAGCCGACAUACACUGUAUUUUAUGAUGUUCCUGAUCACCACCGUAAAUACCUAAACUUCAGACAUUUAGAGAAGAUAUGUUGAUAUAACGUUGAGAGAGCAUGUAGUGCUAACUUUAGCCUUUCAUUUGCAUCUUUGCUUUUUCGCUGCUACAUGGAUGAUAUCUCAGACUAUUGUGUCCAUAUCUAUGACAUUAGACAACAAUGAACUGUGCAAUUAAUUUGGUCUGUGGAUGUGUAGAUGUGGCUUACUCUCUGAAGACAGAGGAGGCUGGUGGGAGGGGCUAAAGGAGGAUGGGCUCAUUGUAAUGGCUGGAAUGGAGUCAAACGUGGUUUUCAUAUGUUUGAUACAGUUCCAUUUAUUCCAUUCCUAUAGCUCCUCCCACCAGCCUCCUCUGUCUGACGAGCUCCUAGAUCAUUUAUAAUGUAUUAUAAUAACACAUCAUGAUGUGUGUGUGUAGACUUUGGUUCGGAACACUGUGCUGUUUGGAUUGAUUUGUAUGUUGUAAUAUUUGUGAGUGUUGAGUUUUGUCUGAUUCUGAUAAAUAGUAUUAUUUAUUGA
Molecule: messenger RNA, 2017 nt
Organism: Coregonus clupeaformis (lake whitefish)
Lineage: Eukaryota; Metazoa; Chordata; Actinopteri; Salmoniformes; Salmonidae
Product: tetraspanin-7
Exons: 8
Coding region: 43-792 (249 amino acids)
Cellular component (GO): membrane
Source: RefSeq, a predicted model, not a curated record